This is a messenger RNA of Protopolystoma xenopodis, 360 nucleotides long. Lineage: Eukaryota; Metazoa; Platyhelminthes; Monogenea; Polystomatidea; Polystomatidae. The record is from the annotation of a GenBank genome assembly.
AUUUUCGAACAACACUCUGAUUUCCGGGAUGCUUUCGCCAGCUUUCGUGGGCGAGAUUCUAAUGAAAUGCGCAACGAUCCUCGACUCCAGGCUCACGGUCUCCGUGUCCUUCAGGUGGUGGAUAAGCUCAUCUCGCGCAUAGAUAGAACCGACAUAAUUGAACCCUUCCUGCUGAUGCUGGGUGGUCGUCACAUUAAAUACAAGGCGACUCCAUUGCUCGUCCCGGUAGGCGAUUUUGAUUAUCAUCAUGCACAUCUUAAAAUACUUUUCGCAUUUUUACCGUCAAGACAAAAGUUAAGCAGAGCAGAUGACAAAAUAGCGGCACAAUGUGCACACAAACUUCAUGAGGCUUCCCAGUAG